Messenger RNA from Adineta ricciae, 249 nucleotides. The record is from the annotation of a GenBank genome assembly. NCBI's taxonomy places the organism in Eukaryota, Metazoa, Rotifera, Eurotatoria, Adinetida, Adinetidae.
AUGGAUGAUGGUAGUGUCGUUCUAGCUAGUAAAGAUUACCGUAUCUAUGUUUAUCGAUAUCUAAUGACAUCGUCAUCAUCGAUCGGAUCCGGAGGAGUUGCAGGAAGUAAUACAACACCUCCAUCGCCAUUAUCAUCUUCAUCGACAACACCGAAUAGUAGUCAAAUGCUGAAUGGCGGUGAAUGUUCAUCACCACUUUCAGUUAAUGGUCAUGGUGAAGGUUCAGCAGUAACAAGUAAUGAGUAUUAA